AUGAGGACCAUACUGCGACAGCUUUAUGCAGAUGUUGACUCGUUUGACUAUUUUGUCAAAGCGGACGAUGACACUUAUAUGAUCGUCGAGAACUUGCGACACGAGCUAUCUCACCACUCACCCAAGGAUCCAUUCAUGACGGGCUAUCGGUGGCCGCUUUUAAUAGCCGGCGGAUACUUCUCUGGUGGUGCGGGAUAUGUGCUGUCACGUGAAGCUCUCAGGCUCAUCGUUGAAAAAGCCAUUGAUAGGCAUCCUAACUGUCCGACAGCUGAUGAGAGUAUGGAGGAUGUAAAGAUGAGUGAGUCUAAGUUUUAUUUAACGCCGACUAUAUUGACAUACACUGUUUAA
Messenger RNA from Dicrocoelium dendriticum, 348 nucleotides. The record is from the annotation of a GenBank genome assembly. NCBI's taxonomy places the organism in Eukaryota, Metazoa, Platyhelminthes, Trematoda, Plagiorchiida, Dicrocoeliidae.